AUGGACAACUCUUUGGGAUCUUUAGAAGUUUAUUUUGCCGACUCUUUAGCAAAUUAUACCAGCCUUCUAAAUUGCAUAUCUAGGAAUCCAUCGAUUGAUACAAUUGCGGAAGAUCCACUUCUUUCCGAUGUUAUUGAUGGUAUUGAAAAAAAUAGUGAGGGGAGUUCCCUCCUGCUAUCGCAUAGCGGCUUUGAUCAUAGACUCUACGGUUCCAAUUUUGAAGAUAAUUUUUUACGACUCCCAUGGAAAUCAAUAAGAACGUUUGCAUAUAUCCAGUGGACAAAUGUGUUGGGUGAGCCCGAGCAGUCCUAUCCUAAGGAGCAAUCUCAUCCCGAGCCAGAACAGUUUUUUCUCGCGUCACAACAGGCCGAAGAAGUUUCAGAGGCUUCUAAGCGUCGAAUGGAUGAUUCUGGAGAAGCUAGACUUGGCAAAAAACCCGAUUUUCGGGUGAAAUAUCCAUUAGUUGCUGAUGAAGUGGAGAUAUGUCUCAUGGAGGCUUCGCGCGAUCUGACAAAAAGAUCCACGAUGACUGG
Ambispora leptoticha is the source of this 533-nucleotide messenger RNA. The record is from the annotation of a GenBank genome assembly. Lineage: Eukaryota; Fungi; Glomeromycota; Glomeromycetes; Archaeosporales; Ambisporaceae.